Polyodon spathula (Mississippi paddlefish) is the source of this 2801-nucleotide messenger RNA. Its product is annotated as transmembrane protein 100-like. The transcript has a single exon. The coding region runs from base 111 to 494 and encodes 127 amino acids. NCBI's taxonomy places the organism in Eukaryota, Metazoa, Chordata, Actinopteri, Acipenseriformes, Polyodontidae. Gene Ontology annotation, biological process: cellular response to BMP stimulus. The record is from RefSeq and is a predicted model, not a curated record.
CGACAGUGAAAAUGUGUUAUUAGUGGAGCACAGAAGCAGCUGCUCGGCUCUCUUCGCUGUAGCUUUCUCUCAACAAUGACUGGAGACAGACAGUCGGGGCUCUGCUCAAUAUGAUGGGAUGCAAGUCAGGACCCUUAGCCUGCCAGCAGCAGCAGGUGCAGUUGGAGAGCUCCACUGCUAACCUGGAAGGAGUAGCCCAGGCCAAGCCUGAGCCCCUGUCCACCUUGGAGAGGCUGGCCCUGGCCACAGGGGGCACCGAGAAAUCCUGGUACCGCUGCAUCUUCCCCUUUGGCAUCAUCUCGCUGGUCAUCGGGCUGUCCAGUGCGGCUGUCACCUUCUACUUCAACAGCCUGCCCAUGGCCAAGGCGGUCUCGGUGGUCCUCUUGGGGGUUGGCCUGAUGGUCAUGACCUUCACCUGCUGCAGGGUGCACAAGAGAAAGAAGAGGAAAAGGAAAGAAGGGGGUUCCUUCAGCUUGGAGCAGUGUGCUCUGUGAGGGGGAUCAGUGAGAGGGGUGUGAGCAAAGCUUCAGCCAUCAACUACCCACUACCAUCCACUGGGAGCCAUUUGGGGCUGGACUAGCUAUCUGCAGAAAUGGGGCAGCGCUGGAAGGGGCUUGGUAGUAAAACACAGACAGACUCAACUGUCCAUUAAAGAUUCAUUGAAAAAAUAAUUGAUAGAUAUGUGCAUGAAGUUUCUAAAAAGCACACGCAGCUCAGAGGAAGACGCAUAUAAAGUUCUCAAAUCAGAGCCAGCUCCUCGCCUGCUGAAGCCUUCCUGCUUCACGUUGGAUCUCUGAAUCUCUGACUCACCGCCUCAGCUGUAAAAACAAACAAGCAUCAGGAGAUUUAAUGAGGAGACAGGGACUGCGCUCCUCUGGAGGAUCGCUCAGCGUCAAGGCACUCACCGGAACAAAGCACCUUCUGGAAAGCAAUGGACUGUUAGAUCGUGACGUAAAAACAAGUCAUGUUUAUUUAUGUUGGAACUGAAUUUCUGAUGUACUCUCUGUAUAUUUGAAAUAAAAGCAGCUAAAACAACAACAGCAGGAGCCCAUCACAGGACCAUCUGCUAUUCCUUAUGCUGGCUGGUGUAUUGAGCAAGAUUGCUAACCUCCAAAACACUAGUGUACCAUGCUAGGCAGAUUUAAUGAACACAUACUCUUUCCUCCCCAUGACAGAUGGGAUCUGUGACGUCCUUUUAGAGCAGGGAGACUCUGGAUUUCUGUACAAGAAGUCUGGAAAUUCAGUUCUGCACUUUCUUGUCCACUUUUGUCUCUUGAAGUCAAUGCUGUUUCAGUUACCAGUGCACUGCUGCUAAAAUGCCAGGUGGCACACAGCAGGCAUGGGACUGAACCCUUUACAGUAAGAGUCAGAUAUUGAACCCCAGGGUCUCCAAAUGGACUUCAGAAGCCCGUCCUCUUUCACUAAGUGGACUGUGCCUGGUUGUGACCGCUGUGCCUUUUUGGUUCCCUGUUUUGUGCCCUGGAGGGUCAGUGGUUUUAUCCACUAUAUGUACUGGACAUUUGUUCCAUUUACCCAGAAAGUACCGAAAUGGAUCAACCCCCCACUCCAGCCCGCACUGCUUGACCUCGACUGAUCCACUUGAGCUGAAGCAAAGGGGAGGACCAGGGGGCUCGCAGAACACUGAAGCAGAAUGAAUGCAGACUGGGAGAAAGUUCUUUACAUUAUUUAUUUUUGCUUGUGGCACCGAGCGGAAAAGGAUUUGGAGAGAUUUUAACCUUGUAGUAAUCUAAUUCUGCACUGUGAUGGACGCAAAUCGACAGAACUGGUUUAUCACAGAGUCUGCACUACACUGCACAGGCUUGGGGGAAUGCAAGGUUUGGCUAGUUUUCUGACAGUAAUAAAUACAAUAGUGGACUUACUUAAAAUCGCUCACCCAUUUAUCGUACUUACUAUGUGCUCUUACUGGACUUUACUCGGAUAAGCAAUAAUUUUUUUUCUAUAAGUUGACUGCUCUCCCUUAAUCAAUGUAAUCAUCUACUGCAUUCUUUAUCUCGCUCUUUUUCAAAUUUGAUCUUAUUUGCCACUGAUUUUCUUGUACUCUAUAACUGCUCUUAUCUGUAAUGUGAUACUCUGUACUGUAAUAUUUUAAAAUGUGAUAUUUUGUAAGGUGGUAUUUUGUACUGUGAUAUUUUGUAACAACUUUUACAGUAAUGCCCAAUAAACACCUGGUUUAAAGGGUUAACAGGAAUUAACCCUUUAAACCAGGGUUAAUUCCUGUUAACCCGUUAACAACAAAAGUGCCAAUGUCUUUGGCUCACAACUUCAUCACAGCUGACUAUUGAAUCAUCACCCCUGGCUCUUACAAUGAGAUUUAAUAACAAGAUAAAAACACUGAGUGGUGAUGAUUGUAAAUUAGCCAGCCAGUCGCAAGCCACCUUAUAAAUAAAUUAGUCAUGCUUUUUUUUUGCUUCCCAGGGGUGCAUCUCCAGGAGAGCGGGGUUAACUGCUUUUUGUAUUCCCUCCUGGUCUAGUGUGGUCGGUGUCUCUCUUGGCAAAUGAAGUCUGCAUUCAUAAAAAACAAGCCCAGGCAUUCAUUGAGAAAAAAAAAAAUGUGUGCGUGCGCUGAAAGCAGAACACUGUACAGCUGGAGAGAUGGGAGGGAGGAGGAUUGAAGAAAAAACAAGACUUCAAAUGUAUGUGCAAUGUACACGUUUGCAUUUGUGUUUGCGUGUGUGUGUGUGUGUGUGUGUGUGUGUGUGUGUGUGUAUUUAUGUAUGCUGUAUUUAUGUAUGUUUAUAAACACAUUUAAAAUAUUAGCAUUAAAGUUGAUUAUUCAUAUG